Messenger RNA from Closterium sp. Naga37s-1, 702 nucleotides. The record is from the annotation of a GenBank genome assembly. NCBI's taxonomy places the organism in Eukaryota, Viridiplantae, Streptophyta, Zygnematophyceae, Desmidiales, Closteriaceae.
AUGGGCUGGGGGUAUUGGGAGCACAUCCUUCCGUCCCCUCCCCGUCCUCACUCCAUCCCGUCUCCAGCCCUGCCCCACGACCGCCUGCUGCAGCAGCCAGUGUUGAAACUCCCCAUUCCAUCCAUACUUCCCCCCUCCCCUUACUCCCUCUUCUCCCGCCCCCUCCCCCAUCCCCUUCCCCAUGACCCUUCCCUGUCACCCGUCCCCCUUUUCAUCUCCGGCCGCCAGUGCUCUGGCUGGCUGUCUGUGACUGAGGGGGCGAGGGACAGGGAUAGUGUUGGGGGGAUUGGCGGGGCUAGAGGGGAAGGGGACGAUGGAGAAACAGAGGAGAAGAGAGUAGAGAUGGAAUCUGGUGCUUCUUUUGGUAGUGGUGGUGCUGGUGCUGGUGCUGGUGCUGAUUGUGGUGCUGGUGCUGGUGGCGAGGUGGGUGCUGGUGAUGGUGCUGGUGGUGGUGGUGAAAUGGGUGCGAUAGCACAGUUGGAGGAGGCUGCAAGUGGUGCAUUGUUGGGAGAAGCAGGAGCAUCAAUGGCAGGGGAAAGGGGAUUAGUCGCAGCAAUGCCGACAGCUACACAAGUGGCUGGCAGCAGAAGCAGCGGGGAGAGAGGGGGUAUGGGAGGAGGAGGUGCUGGGGCAAGUGGUGGCCCUGCUGCUGCUUCAGAGUACCAUUGGGCAGCCUUUAAGCACUCAAUUGCCUUAAUCUGA